Annulohypoxylon maeteangense is the source of this 1145-nucleotide messenger RNA. RefSeq lists its product as uncharacterized. NCBI's taxonomy places the organism in Eukaryota, Fungi, Ascomycota, Sordariomycetes, Xylariales, Hypoxylaceae. Bases 149 to 757 code for a protein of 202 amino acids. The record is from RefSeq and is a predicted model, not a curated record. The transcript has 2 exons.
UUUAUGGAUUUUACAUACAUCAUUCAACAUUCUACCGAAGCUUAAUUGAAUAGUUCAAUUUAUCCGCUCUCCCUUAUCACAAAGUUUUCUGAGAUUAUAAAGAAACUCAUCUUUGCGACAGCUCGCAAAGGCUAUAGCGCAAUUAGAGAUGGCAAACUCUGACGAGGAUGUUAGACACGCAUGGACUCCCACCCGCGAGGAAUAUACUCAGAUAUGGAAUGAGUCCCGCUUGUCUAUCCCGCCCUUCUUACGCAUACCAGCUGCUGCCAUGACAGCUUUUGGUGUGGGCAUGACAUUAGGUCUUGCGCAUGGCAGUAAGACGGUGGGUUUACGUUUUAGAGCCGAAAAUGCUCAUCGGCUUCCUAGGUCUACCACUGGAUGGUACCUUUAUCAUAAGAGCAAGAAUUAUCACUUAGCAUUAGGUGGGCUGAAGGAAGGCUUGAAAGUCGGAGCAAGGCUUAGCAUUUUAAGCACUGCUAUGUUUUGCGCCGAGAACCUGUUUGAUGUUUAUCGAGGAACCAAGGAUCUUUUCAGUACUGUCAUGGCCAGUCUAGCCGUAGCUGGUGGCUUCAGUUUUUGGAAUCGUUUUUCGGCUGCCGAGACUGCAAGGACUGCUAGGAAAGGCUUGAAAUUUGGGCUUGCAUACGGUGCCGUUCAAGACCUGCUAUCCCUUGCUAAAGGCCGGCCUGUCGGAUACGUCGAGUUUAUCCGAAGACAUGUUGGAAAAGCCACUCAACUUGACGAGAAAACGACAUGAGCACAUAAUAUCGGCCUUAUGAGCUAGAAGGAACCGAGAACUCGUCCAAAUCCGUUUAAUGCCGAAUGAUGUUUAGGGAAGUCUAUGUUUUCAUGCGGCCUUAUCUCAAGCGGUUUACCUGCAACUACUGUACUCCGCAUGGGACUUCCGCAUUAACCGCGCCGGGCAAUUCGACGUACAGAAAACCUUAGAACCUUGAAAAUUGCGGGGUUUUACGAUAUGACAGAAACCUCGAAAGCCUCGCGAAAAUAUCCGCAACAAAUUCCAACGGAAUUUGGUAUUCACAAGAUAUAAUCACAAGAUAUAUUCGAAAAUUAACCAUCGGGGCACGUGGCUUACAUACGAAAAGUUACGUUAUAGAUUACUCAAUAGCCCAUUAUUUUGAAUU